This is a messenger RNA of Phycomyces blakesleeanus NRRL 1555(-), 372 nucleotides long. RefSeq lists its product as hypothetical. Lineage: Eukaryota; Fungi; Mucoromycota; Mucoromycetes; Mucorales; Phycomycetaceae. The transcript has a single exon. Bases 1 to 372 code for a protein of 123 amino acids. The record is from RefSeq and is a predicted model, not a curated record.
AUGGACUUCUUCCCAUCACCACCUUCCUCCCCUCGACAACUCUAUAUCGAUGACAAAGUUGUAUGCGGCUCUUGUGACAAGGUUCUCUCUUCAGACUGGUUCUGCUCUGACUGCCACACAAAAUGCACUAUAUGCAACCGCUUUCUUAGCCCACAUGAACAUUGUAGUCGGUGCUGGUCAUUUAACACACUACAGAACCUAUAUAUCCGUAAACCAAAUCUACAUCUCUUAAUACCCUGUCAUUCCUAUUGCACCACCACAAACUCAGCCACAGACAGCAACAGCAAUGGUAACAAUGGUAACAGCAACAAUAUCACAAGUAGCCCUAAUCCAUCGCCAAGUACAAGCCAUGAGACGAACUAUGGUUCUUGA